CAGUGCCACACACCCCAGUGCCACAUACGCCAGUGUCACACACGCCAGUGUCACACACGCCAGUGUCACACACGCCAGUGUCACACACGCCAGUGUCACACACGCCAGUGCCACACACGCCAGUGCAACAUACGCCAGUACCGCACACAACUGCUUCUAGCAUACCCACGACACACUCGCUCGCAUCACACACUCCCUCUCACACUCCCACUCCACUAGCACCUCAUACGGUCAACACCUCCCACACGACUGUUGCUCCCACCACCCCAACUAUUACCCCAACAACUACCCCCACGCCCCACCUCCCACAUCCAUCCACACCAGCGCAUCAUCCACCUCAGGCGGCCCCCACCACACCGGCGUCUGCACAGGUUUCAAGACAGCCUUCAGUUCAUGUACCGCAUUCAUCACCACACUACCUCUCUCAUCCUGUAGCCUCAUCUACUACCACCACCACCACCACUACAACCACAACUACUACAUCAGCUACUACCACAACAUCAACCAGUGUAUCUCAUAAUCACAUAGUAGGCAGCACUGGUCGUGUUAGCAAUGGACCAGUGGCAGGGGGAGGCGGGGGAGGCCAGGGGAUGGGCCCAGGGGUAGGCAAGUACAGUGUGAGUGCCUUGGUGUCUCCAACUCCUCAGCACAACCAUACUCUCUACAAUAACGUUAACAUAAAAUCAAGCCCAGUAGCGUCACCACGUAGUCACGUUCGAUCUCCACAUCCAUCCCCCAUUGGUGCUACUCCUACAGCAGUAAAACCUCCAACCCCUGGUGCACCCAGUGGUCCAGUGCCUGCACCUCCACCAGGCUCAGGCCCGGGUCCGUUAGGCACUCUUCCCUAUGGAGUGAAAACCGAACCAGGCGAAGCGCCCCGACCAAACCCAGUAAAGACCUAUUCCAACACUCCUCACUCAGUGCCAACCACAGCGUCGGUCAAGGUUGAGCCAGGUUAUCCCCGUUCUACACCACCCAGUGCCACCAAGGUAACCACACCACAUCUUCAGCCGGUCAUCCCCCCAUCUGCAAGACACUCGCCGAGAGCGCACGAACCACACAUCUCACCUUUCAGUUCAGCAAACACCGUAGUGAGUAGUGCCCAGACGAUUCCUUCACUAUCGCGGCCCUGGCCAAGCCCAGUAUCAAGCUUGCCAUCUACCAGUUCUGCCAGAUUGUCUCUGAACCGGCCUCCGCUGCCCCUGCCGUCGUUCUCCCUGGCACCACCUCCAGUCUCGGCUCCCCUGCCGCCCACGGGCAUGUUCGCACCGCCGCUUCCUCCAUCGCAGCAGCUUACCUCCUCUCCACUCCUCCCUCCCUCUCACAUCACCUCAGACCCUCUAGGCCAAGCAGAUCUUCUGCGUAGGGAGUUAGAUUCCAGGUUUUUGGCUCAGCAAGAAAGAAGCUUAGGCUUAGGGCCUGGUUUAGGAAGCCUGACUGCUCCCCCAGCCUUCUUGCGCACUGAAAUGCACCAUCACCAACACCAGCAUACGCAUGUCCAUCAACACCUGCUGCAGCACAUGGGGCCGCCUCCUCCACUUCCUCCUCCUGGGACAUCAGGGCUCUUCUCCCAUUCAGCAACACCCUCCUUGUUUAAGGAGGUGAACAAAGUUGGACUGGAAAGUAGUCUGUACCAGCCGGGUGGCAGCCUCGGGAGUAGCUAUCCUCCAGGGCUGACCCCAAUCGUUCAUCCCCCUACCUCAACCUUUGCGCCUCCCUCUCAUCUGUCGUCUGUUCCUCCCAAGAUAGGAGAACCAAGCCAACGGAAACCAGUGGAAGGAAGCAAGUGCUGCCUUGGCCAUGGAACCAUUAAAAUCCCCCCAUACCAUCAUCAUCACCAUCUGCAUGCUUCAUGGUCUUCUUUCUGUCCUGAGUGUUGUACUGUGAGACACUUCCAGGCUGAGAAGACGGGUCGCUGGAAUGCAAUGCAUGUGCGCAUUGCCUGGGAGAUCUACUAUCAUCAGCAGAAGCAGACUCCAGAGAAACCUGGUGCUAAGCUCGGAGGCCCUGACCUGUUGCGUCCUCCGCCGGGCCCAGGUGUGGGCAGCACGGCUGGAGCGCCCAUUUUCCCAACUUUACCCAGACCCCCAGAUUUAGGGCCGUCUAUAUUAGCUGGACCAGGUCCAUCGCACCGGUUUGAGUCCCCUCUCCUCGGUCAUCACCUGACGCCCUCUGUGCCUGGACUUGGAGGAAUGCGAUAUCCUGGAGGGGCACCUCCAGGGCCAUCCGCACCACCGCCAUCAGGAUUCCACCAUGUAGGAGUAACGCCCACAUCCAUACCAGGACCUCCCCCUGGGUCCAUGUUUUCCAGGGAGUCCCUACCGCCAGGGUUAACUGUGCCACAGCCGACUCCUCAUGAUGCUUGGAGGCAUCGUCUUUAUACACACAGGAUAAGGGCACCCACACCAUACGGGCCAACGCCUGGUCCUUGGCCUGUGAAGCCUGAUGCUGCCAUGUACGAGAGAGAGCGGAGAGAAGAGGAGAGACAAAAUCGAGAAAGAGAAGAACGAGAAAGAAGAGAGCGGGAAGAACGAGACAGAAGAGAACGGGAAGAGCGAGAAAGAAGAGAAAGAGAAGAGAGAGAGAGACGGGAGAGGGAGGAGCGAGAGCGGGAGCGAGAGCGAGAGAGACGGGCUGAGCAUGAAAAGGAUCGGGCAGUUCGUACCUUGGAAACUAGUCAUGAUCGUAGUAUACCGCGCCGCGACGGCUCACGGUCGCCACUCCGCCCCGAUCACAAGGACCGGCCGUCGUCGCACCCCUCGGCGCCAGGCUCCAGCCAGCCCCCCUUGGGCAUGAUGCCCUCCUCCAGCAUGAAGGGCGACGGCCGGCCCGACUCGCGUCCGGGCUCGAGGCCAGGCUCCAGAACUUUAGACCCUCGUGUGAAGUUAGAAUCAAAGGAUGAGGUGAUGAUAGUUGGUGGAAAGGAGGCGCCUCCCCGCCAGUUAUCACACGGAGUACCGCCGCCCUCAGUGUUACCGCCCCCUGUGUCUGUGGGCUUGUUGCCUCCGCACUCCAUUGCCAUGAGCAUGGCCACGACCUCGGCCAAUUCUGCCCUGGAUCGAGCGCGACUCCUGGGUGCGCCAGGGUAUGGCGGUGGAGGGCCGCAUUUGGGUCCUUGGGGAGAUCCAUUCCGAGAUCCGUACCGGUCGGCCCAAGAGAUCUCUGUGGCCCGAGUGCACGAUCUGGGAUUACUAAGGGAUCCGCUGAGAGAGAGAAUGAACUUCGCUGCUGCUGCUCGAGAGGAGCAGAUGUUGCACUCCAACCCCUUGUCAUCAUUAAUUCUCAGUGAGCGGUACAGAGAGCAACAGCAGCAGCAGCAGCAGGCAGCAGUGGCGCGAGACCUGUUUGAACGCAGCCAUUUAGCCGGCGUCCCCCCAGGGAGCAUGUAUCCGCCAACGUCAGCGCUACUUCCUCCGCAUCCCUCAGUUUCUCACAUGGCGCCGUCAUUACUAAAAGGUGGCUCGCCUCUGGGCCCUGGCCCACCCGGAGGACCCCACGGCUUACAUCCACCUGGUUUAGGAUCUCUCCACGGGCCCGGACACCCAGGAGGUCCCCCAGGCCACCCGCAGCCUCCCCCACUGGCACCUGGUUUACCUCCACCUCUCAUCCCUUCCAUGCGUGGGUCGUCUCCGGCGCACCCACGGCCCCCGGAUAAAAAAGAUGACCCACGCUGACUCUAGUCAUCCCCGGUCAUGUUCGGUUUCAGGUGGUGCUCAGCAGAUGUACAUUUUCGGCUUAUUAUAGUCUGAAUGAUUGCUGAGUCAGUUACUACUGCUAUUACUGCUGCUGCUGCUAUUAUUGAAUAGAAGCACAUGUAUUAUGGAUGGUGGAGGGCACGGCGGCCCUUAAGACUGCACUACAGCUCACAGGGUUGGCUGCAGUCAACAUGUCUUUCAUGAUGAUCAGGCUGUGGAUUGUAACACAAGUUUUGUACCAUACUUGUACAGUACGGUGGUUCAGAGCCACCUUAUUCAAUGUCCUUUUAUUUGACAUUUUGUAGAUAUUCAUUGUUUUCUUAAAGUAUUUUGUAGAAAAAUAAAUUAAUAUUGACGUGACGAAAUGAUCUGAUGCAGACUGACAAUGACGAUUUGUUAAAACUGUUUCUAAAUACAUGAGUUUGUUAA
Molecule: messenger RNA, 4124 nt
Organism: Penaeus chinensis
Lineage: Eukaryota; Metazoa; Arthropoda; Malacostraca; Decapoda; Penaeidae
Product: autism susceptibility gene 2 protein-like
Exons: 9
Coding region: 591-3674 (1027 amino acids)
Source: RefSeq, a predicted model, not a curated record